This is a messenger RNA of Phytophthora nicotianae INRA-310, 2424 nucleotides long. RefSeq lists its product as hypothetical. Lineage: Eukaryota; Oomycota; Peronosporomycetes; Peronosporales; Peronosporaceae. The transcript has 5 exons. The record is from RefSeq and is a predicted model, not a curated record. Gene Ontology annotation, molecular function: metal ion binding. Bases 731 to 2209 code for a protein of 492 amino acids.
UCAAGAUCUGGCUGGCCAGUAGAAAAGUCUACGGAGCUGAUCGGCAGCAUGGGGGGCCACGAGCACCACCGCGAGGGCCACAAGAGCUCGCGCUCGGGCGUGUGGGAAGGCUCCGAGAAGCUUAAGAAGGCGCUGGAGGGUUUAGCCACUGCCAAGGGUGUAUCACAGAGUCGCAUCGGCGCAGUCGCUAAGCUGGCGUCGCAUUACUCAAAGGUGCGGACGGCUGGGAGCAGCAUGGAGUGAGAUGUUUUGGUCUGAGUUCGUUUUUAUAUGCUGAUAGUUCUACAAACAUGUGGUGCACGAUAUCGAAGUGUUUUUGUGGAAGGCUGAGGUCGAGCACCGACUAGCCGGUGAGGCUUUAUAUUUUGUUAUUGAUAUGGAUACCCGUUCUUAUAAUAUUUAUUAUUGUUAUGAUUAUCACAGGACUUUAUGCAAUUGACGCCAUCAUCCGACAGUCUCAUACCAAGAAUGGCUCGAAGGACACGUACGUUAAGCGCUUUUCUAUCCGGAUGGCAGACACAAUUGCGGCGGUUAAAAAAGUCCCUGAACAGUUCCAGGUUUGAGAGAGUGAAAAUGAUGCUGAAAGGGAUGAGUUCACGUGAUGUAACUUGUUUUUUUUUUUACUCUUGUUUGUGGUUUACAGCCCAAGGUUCGGCACGUGAUUGAGGAGUGGCAGAAGCGCGGAAUUUACACGUCCAAGCAGAUUGAAGAUCUCGGUGGACACGAAUAUAUGCUCCAGGAGGACCGAACGGGGAAUGUCACGCCUCGUGCGUCGCCAGGAAAGUUGGCGUCAUUACUUUCUAUUAUCAAGCAGAAGAAGGAGGAGAAAGACCACGCCAGUGAUCAACACGGACGGCCACCUUAUGACGACAGAGAAAGACACCAGAGAGCCGACUCUGGGGCGUACAGCCAUCACAGUUAUGACGAGCGGCGAGGAAAUGACCAGCGCCCCGACCGCAGAGAUGUCGGUGGCAUUAUGGGCGAUGCACCCGGUAUUCCAGUCGGGAGUCGCAUGCGGAGAGACCCAGACGACCGCCCUGGGGCCUUGAAUGAUCGUGACCCAAAGAAGGCUCGCGGGUCCCGAUGGGGGCCAUCUAAGUCGGACAACGUGUCCUCAAACGAUAGACCAUCCCCAAUAAUUACGUCAUUCGACAGAGACGGAGCUUAUCGUCAAGAUAAUGGCAGAUCUGGUUACGGUUCCCCUCCGGGAUCAUCUCGUCAGACGUCAAUAUUGCAAUCUCCUCGUGAGGGCCCACCAAGACACGAAGAGUGGAACCGAAAUGCGCCUCCCUCUCGUGGUUCAGGCGCUGGCUGGCCGCGUGAAAAUGUGCGAUCUCCGCAGUCUGGAGGUCUAGGUAGACAGAAUGUGAGCCCUUACGAACAGGGUGGCAUGCAACGAUCCCCAUUUUCUGGGUCGGAUGACCGACGGAGUCCUGGCAAUCGCAUCCCCGGAACGUCUGGAGAGCUUUGCCGCAACUUUCUAGCUGGCCGAUGCACGUUUGGCGACCGUUGCUGGCACAUGCACGAUCCACGAUCUGCUUCUUCUGGUGGGGGUCGCUCCGAAAUGGCUGAACUUAAGCGCAAAACUGUGCUGUGUAACAACUACCCACUGGGCAUGUGUCGCUUUGGAGAUAAAUGCAGUUUUGCUCAUGGUGAAGAAGAGCUGGACAAGUCUGCACGAUAUCCGCCAAGACCCCCUGCCCACGGCGACCAAAGUGGAGGUCGCUGGCAACCGUCGCCGAGUCAAGGCAUGGAGCAACCCCGCGUCUCGCCUUCUGCUAAUGCACCUCCAUCUUCUCAAGCUAGAUCUUAUGGAGCCCCGCAAGUAUAUAAUGAACCACACGGUGAUCGCGGCAGUAGAGGAGGUGAUUCAUCUGUGUCUUAUGCUAAUGCCGCUGCGCCAUCACCAAAUGGGCGCCGGCUGCUGCCCGAUCACCAAACCGUCUCAGGGCCACCCCCACAAGUUUAUCAGGGCACUUACGCCUCGGCUCCGUCUCCUUACGGUGCCGGUGGUGGCUCGACGUAUGCACCUCCAGGUCAAGAUCGCAGCCACGUCCCAGGCAAUGUCCCCGUUUUACCAUCCCCUGCUAGUCAAUCAUAUGGGGACCGGGCUGCUGUGCCGACUGGCAGCACCAAGGUCCUUGCGGACGACGAUGAAGGCGAUACCGCCGAACCGGAGUUUACUCUGGAGUACGAUGACGAAGACUAAAAUGGAGAUAAUUGACCAGAGCCAUUUAUCAAAUCACUUUGUGACCUCGGAUGUAUUCCAAGCAGAGGUCCAGGCUGGAAGGUACCUAGUCCAAGAACUGGCCAACAAAUACGAGUGGUCACAUAUAUCGAUGCAUUAACUUUUGAGGCGUAGGUAACGUAAGAAGUUUGAGUAAUUUCAAUACUUGAUUUGCAUUACCUUGCCGUGCCGUGUCC